Messenger RNA from Grus americana (Whooping crane), 1057 nucleotides. RefSeq names its product partner of NOB1 homolog (gene PNO1). The record is from RefSeq and is a predicted model, not a curated record. Gene Ontology annotation, molecular function: RNA binding. NCBI's taxonomy places the organism in Eukaryota, Metazoa, Chordata, Aves, Gruiformes, Gruidae. Gene Ontology annotation, cellular component: nucleolus. Bases 1 to 741 code for a protein of 246 amino acids. The transcript has 7 exons.
AUGGAGGCCGAGACGGCGGCAGACGAGGGCGGCUUCACCAGUGUCUUGUCCAAGCGGGGCCGGCGGAAGCGGCGGGCGGCCGCGGGCGGGGAGGAGCAGCAGCCGCCGGCGGGGGCUGCCAUGGACACGUCGGAGCCGCGGCCCAGCAAGAGGCCGGCCUUCCCGCCGGUGGCCGCUGAGGCGCUCGGGGUUGGCAAAGGCGAAAUUAGGAAGGUCCCGGUGCCGGCCAACAGGUACACUCCGUUAAAGGAGAACUGGAUGAAAAUAUUCACGCCUGUCGUGGAGCACUUGCAACUUCAGAUCAGGUUUAACUUGAAAACAAGAAACGUUGAAAUCAAGACUUGUCAAGAGACAAAGGAUCUGAGUGCUCUAACAAAAGCAGCUGAUUUUGUGAAAGCAUUUAUACUUGGGUUUCAGGUAGAGGAUGCUCUUGCUCUCAUCAGAUUAGAUGAUCUCUUUUUAGAAUCGUUUGAAGUUACAGAUGUCAAACCUUUGAAAGGAGAUCAUCUGUCAAGAGCAAUCGGGAGAAUAGCAGGGAAAGGCGGAAAAACAAAAUUCACUAUAGAAAAUGUAACCAGGACACGAAUAGUUCUUGCUGAUGCGAAAAUUCAUAUUUUGGGAUCUUUUCAGAACAUCAAAAUGGCACGAACAGCAAUUUGCAAUUUAAUUUUAGGAAGUCCUCCAUCAAAAGUUUAUGGCAAUAUUCGGGCAGUGGCCAGCAGAGCAGCUGAACGAUUCUGAGCUGCAGCAUGGCUGUCCCACCAAGGACUGGGGCUGGGAGUUGUGGUUUCUGGAGCUACACAAACACUCAAGACUUCUGCUUGAUUUGGAAGCCCAGAAGAAAACCAGGACUGUUUUGAAAUUGAAAUGCACAAUCAGACAGCAUGUCCCAUUUGAAAAGACUUAAUAUUUCUGUAUAGUCAUUAAAAGUUAUGGUAAAUCAGUUGUGUCUAUAUCAGAAGUAGGGGUACCUGAUUUUAUCUAAAAUCCUCAAACAAAACCAUGUUUCAUUACUGAUUUUCUGAACAUCAAAGUAUUAAAGAGACUGCUGUGAGAA